Molecule: messenger RNA, 1743 nt
Organism: Prunus armeniaca (apricot)
Lineage: Eukaryota; Viridiplantae; Streptophyta; Magnoliopsida; Rosales; Rosaceae
Source: the annotation of a GenBank genome assembly
AUGUCUGGGGGCUCAGAGAGUGAUGACUCUGUAACAGCUAAUGGGAGGGUUUACAUUCCUGAAGUAAGAAAUGAGGAAACACCAGCAGUUGGGAUGAAGUUCGACUCGCUUGACCUCGUUUAUAAUUUCUAUAAUAGAUAUGCAUUCUUGGCUGGCUUUGGUAUUCGACUUCAUUCCAGCUUUUGGGGGAAAAAUAAGAAAGAGAUUCUGAGAAAAGAAUUUGUAUGUUGCAAACAAGGUGCAUACCGGAAGGAUGAAACUUGGGAGAGAAAAAGACAGAUGGGAGCAAGAAAGGGACACAAUCAUAAGAUGACACCCUCAGGAAGAAUGCAUUUACUGAGAUCACACCGUCGUAUUUCAGAUUCUACAAAAGUACUCACAAAACAGUUGGGUUCGGUUAAUAUUCCCAUUAAUCAGAAGGAUAUCUACAAUCUUGAAUGUAGUGUGAAUGGGAAGAUGAGGAACCACGAUGUUGAACUAAUUGAGGGAGAUGGCGAUAACAGGUUUAGUCGAUGUUUUUGGGCAGAUGCAACUUCUAGACGGGCGUACGGGUUUUAUGGGGAUGUUGUUGUAUUCGAUACCACAUUCAACACGAAUAGAUACGACUUGACAUUUGCACAAAUGUUGGGAGUUAAUAACCAUGGUCAAACAAUUGUCCUAGCAUGCGCAUUUUUGAGCAAGGAAACGACUGAGUCGUUUAUUUGGAUGUUUGAGGAGUUUAAGAAAGCCAUGCCAGGUGGCGAACCUAAAACGAUCAUUACAGAUCAAGAUGCGGCAAUGAGCAGAGCGAUUUCAAUAGCCUUCCCGACUACAUUUCAUCGACUUUGCAUAUGGCACAUCACAUCAAAGUUUUCUGUUAAGUUACCACAUUCUGCUUAUAAGGAGUAUUGGGGUGAAUUCCAGAAAGCCAUAUGGGAUACUGACAAUAAGGAUGAGUUUGAUGCAAAAUGGAAUAUUGUGGUUACAAAGGCUGGUUUGAUUGACCAUCCAUGGCUAAGUUCAAUGUUUGAUUUAAGGGAAUCUUGGGUUCCAGCCUACGCACGACACUUUUUUGCCGCUGGAAUGUCAAGCAGCCAAAGAGCGGAAUGUUCUCAUGGUUUCUUCAAGCAAUACAUAUCAAGGAGAAAUUCGUUGAUGGAUUUCAUAAUAAGAUUUGAGAGGGCACUUUCUCAUCAACGUCAAAAAGAGUUAGUUGCUGAUCACGUAGAUGCAUUUGAAGUGGCUCAAUGUAUUCUACCGAUGCCAAUUAACAAACAAAUGGCUACCUUGUACACAAGGACAAUGUUUCAAAAACUGAAAACAGAGGAUGCUUCUAAAGUUGUCUUUAAUGUGAGCGAAAGGAAAAAUUGGGAAACAAGAGUGGCAAAAGUCGUAUAUGUCAAAGAUUCUGACCACGCAUCGUGUAGCUGCAAAAGAUUUGAAUUUGUUGGAAUUAUUUGCAAGCACAUCCUAGCAUUGUUCAGAAGGGACCAGAUUGAAUAUAUGCCCGAUAAAUACAUUUUGAAGAGGUGGAAGAAAACUGGGAAAUUUGGAUUGGUGUCAGAUGCAAAUGGCAACGAAAUUAAAGACUCUGCAGAUCCUGUUCUUUUAAUAAAGCGGAGUACAAUGUCCCGACUUGCUUCAGAUGUGGUUGAGGAUGCAUUAAUGUGUAAAGAAGGAUGUGAGCUACUGUCAGAGACUCUAAAAAGUUUGCGGGUGAAGUUGAAGUUGUUGAAGGAUGGACCAAGUAAUAACGAAGUUUGA